AUGGCAAGCUUCGCGAGAGGCUUUCGCCUCGCCUCAUGUCCGCGAGCGACCUUCAUCCCCCGAACUUUCCUCCCUGAUCUCUCCACCGCUCAAUCUCGACCCUUCACAUCAUCCCUCCGGUUGCGGGUCUCUGCAAUACCGAAGCCUCAACCCAAGAUACCGAAAGACGUUAAACCGAGAUCAACAGCGAGCCAAACGAAUCCUCCACCCUCACCGGCGGCUUCAUUGGCCCCUAGCCGAUAUGCCUUUGUCAAGAGCCUGGCAUCUAAGCCCACACCAACGCUUUUAUACGAGGCGCCUUCGCAUUUCUGGUUCUAUUUUGGGUGCUGGUCGAGUGGUCUAUCCAUCAUAGCCUGGACGGUUUUGACGGGCCCAACGGCUGUGCAACAACCAGAAGGCAUCCCGGUGUGGGUUGGAUAUACAUUUGCAGCUUCCUACGCCCUGCUCGGCUCCAUGGGCUUCUACCUCAUCUCCAAGACUCCCAACAUUGUCAGCAGCAUCCGAGUGCUGCCGCCUGUCCAAGCGGCAGCUCAAGUAGCAGGCCAAGCAGCAGCCGCACGACCAGGGAUUGCCGCCAACGUACCCCAGCUCGAAGUCAAGGUCAAGAGAAUGUUCCCCUUGCUUCAGCCAAAGGUCAUCACCACAUCGCUCGAUAAUGUCACGCUCAAGACUCGCUUCUCGCUCCCGAGCGAAUACGUACCAGAGCUGAGACGAUUGGAGAGACAGAUGGAAGAAGAAGCGCGGAAGAAGGCUCUGUGGAAGUUUGAUACGGAGCACCUCCUUACCAUGCCCUUCCGAAGGAUUGGCCGUGCGUUCAAGAACCUAUUUACGGGCGUAAGAGCAGCAUGGACUGAUGUGGGAUAUGGCAUUAUCAAGGUGGAUGGGAAGCAGUACAAGGUCGACGUUACCAAGGGGUACGCUCACGACGGGUUCAAAACUCUGGAGCGGAUUGUGAACAUCGGCUGGAAAUGA
Messenger RNA from Trichoderma citrinoviride, 972 nucleotides. RefSeq lists its product as hypothetical. The coding region runs from base 1 to 972 and encodes 323 amino acids. The record is from RefSeq and is a predicted model, not a curated record. The transcript has a single exon. Lineage: Eukaryota; Fungi; Ascomycota; Sordariomycetes; Hypocreales; Hypocreaceae.